AAGCCCUCCAUAAGCUGAACCCCCUCCACGCGCUCUCACCAGCAACGCACCAAGGCGUUGACCUCAGAGCUUUAAUUCCCCAACCCCCACCACCUCCCAUCGCAGACUCGCAGAAGCAUCCAGCAAACAAGAGAAGAAGUCGAUCGGGAGCAGCACCGGCAGCCGCGGAAGGGGAGCGAAGAGACGACCGAGCGGCGGCAGCAUGGACCGGAACAUGACGGGGCUCUUGCUCGGGUGCGUGGGCGCCGCCAUGACGGUGCUGGCGUACCAGCAGACGGUGGUGUCCAGCACGCAGUGCAUCGGCGCCGGCCUCGCCGUCCUCGUCUGCGCUCUCUGCAUCAAGGAAGGCUUCUUCUCCUUCUGAUGCCCGCCGCCCGCGUAGCACUCAGUUUCUUUCGGCUUCAGUUUCCGUAUUCCUUUGCAGCUUAAUUCGUUUCCACCACUCGUGCUUUCAUAUAUGUAGCUCCUCCAGGUAGGAUCGUCUGAUCCGCAUAAUCAAAGUGGUUGUAUCUUGUAUUCUGUAAUUUCCUCCCUUUCCUUAUACAUAUAUAUAGUUCUUUGUC
Messenger RNA from Triticum aestivum (bread wheat), 563 nucleotides. RefSeq lists its product as uncharacterized. NCBI's taxonomy places the organism in Eukaryota, Viridiplantae, Streptophyta, Magnoliopsida, Poales, Poaceae. The coding region runs from base 203 to 364 and encodes 53 amino acids. The transcript has a single exon. The record is from RefSeq and is a predicted model, not a curated record.